UGGAGUUCAGCCACUGGCCCGGCCAGGCCAUGGCGGCCCCCCGCCCGCCUCCCGCGAUCUCCGUCUCGGUCUCGGCUCCGGCGUUUUACGCCCCGCAGAAGAAGUUCGGCCCGGUGGUGGCCCCGAAGCCCAAGGUGAAUCCUUUCCGGCCCGGGGACGGCGAGCCUCCAGCGGCAGCCGGGGCCCAGCGCGCACAGAUGGGCCGGGUGGGCGAGAUCCCCCCACCGCCCCCGGAAGACUUUCCCUUACCCCCGCCUCCCCCACCUGGGGAUGGCGACGACGCGGAGGGUGCGCUGGGAGCUGCCUUCCCCCCGCCGCCUCCCCCGAUCGAGGAACCGUUCCCCCCUGCACCUUCCGAGGAGGACAUCUUUCCUUCUCCACCGCCCCCGCUGGAGGAUGAGGGCGCGCCCGAGGCCCCCAUGCCGCCCCCGCCGCAGCCCAGGGAGAAGGUGAGCAGCAUUGACCUGGAGAUCGACUCUCUGUCCUCACUGCUGGAUGACAUGACCAAGAAUGAUCCCUUCAAAGCCCGGGUGUCAUCUGGAUAUGUACCCCCACCAGUUGCCACUCCAUUCAUUCCCAAGUCCAGUACUAAGCCUGCGACCGGGGGCACAGCACCCUUGCCCCCCUGGAAGGCACCUCCUAGCUCCCAGCCCGUGUCCCAGCCUCAGAGCCAAGCGCUGUUCCAUGUGCAGCCCCAGGCUCAGACCCAGGCCCAGCCCCAGGCCAAGCCUCAGGUCCAGCUCCAUGUGCAGCCUCAGCCCCAGGCUCAUUCCCAGCCUGUGUCCUCGGCCAACACGCAGUCCCGAGGUCCCCCAGCUCCACCUCCAGCACCAGCCCCUAAGUUUUCUCCAGUGGCUCCCAAGUUUACUCCCGUGGCUUCCAAGUUCAGCCCUGGCGCCCCCGGUGGCCCCGGGUCACAGCCCAGUCAAAAGCUGGGGCCCCCGGAAGCUGCUGCUUCCACUGGCAUGGGUUCCCCUCAGCGCCCCAGCUUCACCUAUGCUCAGCAGAAAGAGAAGCCCCGAGUGCAGGAGAAGCAGCACCCAGUGCCCCCACCUGCGCAGAAGCAAAACCAGGUACGCUCCCCUGGGGCCCCGGGACCGCUGACUCUGAAGGAGGUGGAGGAGCUGGAGCAGCUGACCCAGCAGCUGAUGCAGGACAUGGAGCACCCUCAGAGGCAGAACGUGGCUGCCAGCGAGACAUGUGGCCGCUGCAGUCAGCCCCUGGCCCGCGCGCAGCCCGCAGUCCGUGCACUGGGGCAGCUGUUCCACAUCAGCUGCUUCACCUGCCACCAGUGCGAGCAGCAGCUCCAGGGACAGCAGUUCUACAGCCUGGAGGGCUCGCCCUACUGCGAGGGCUGCUACACGGACACCCUGGAGAAGUGCAACACGUGUGGGCAGCCCAUCACUGACCGCAUGCUGAGGGCCACGGGCAAAGCCUACCACCCGCAGUGCUUCACCUGUGUGGUCUGCGCCUGCCCGCUGGAGGGCACCUCCUUCAUCGUGGACCAGGCCAACCAACCCCACUGCGUGCCUGACUACCACAAGCAGUAUGCCCCCAGGUGCUCUGUCUGCGGGGAUCCCAUCAUGCCGGAGCCUGGCCGUGACGAGACGGUGCGGGUGGUCGCUCUGGACAAGAACUUCCACAUGAAGUGUUACAAGUGCGAGGACUGUGGGAAGCCCCUGUCGAUUGAGGCGGACGACAACGGCUGCUUCCCCUUGGAUGGCCACGUGCUUUGCCGCAAGUGCCACACUGCCAGAGCCCAGACCUGAGUGCGGCCGGGCCUGCCUCCAGACUGCACGUCCAUUCCCGUCGUGGACCACCCACACUGAGACCAGUCAGCCUCGCCCACCUGUUACUGUUUUGAUGUCUUGCCCUCUUCCAUUCCAAACCCUGCCCCAGUCUCCCAAGUGCCCUGCCCCAGGGCGCCAGCACGGCCUACGGAUGGUGAGCCCUGCCCUGGGUUCCAGCCCUCACCCGUCCUGCAGGGAUCGCCCGCCCACCGUCCCCCAGGUACCCACCUUGGGGGGCCACCAGUUUAGUGCUGCUGCUUUCACUGCUGCACCGACGCCCUUGGCUGGCCCUGAGCAGCCUCUGUACUCUGCUUGCUGAGGCCGGGAGAGGUCCUGACUCUCUGGGAGCCUGGGCUGAGUGGCCUGGAAGUUCCCACCCUCCCCUGUGCUGCCAGGUUGUGGCUACAGCUACAAAUAAAAACCCCUUAUUUUCCAGAAUUCUCAGGAGUCGACUCUUUUCGAGGGAA
Messenger RNA from Lepus europaeus (European hare), 2257 nucleotides. It is a transcript of the gene ZYX, whose product is annotated as zyxin. Gene Ontology annotation, biological process: transforming growth factor beta receptor signaling pathway; integrin-mediated signaling pathway. The transcript is spliced from 10 exons. The coding region runs from base 30 to 1769 and encodes 579 amino acids. Lineage: Eukaryota; Metazoa; Chordata; Mammalia; Lagomorpha; Leporidae. The record is from RefSeq and is a predicted model, not a curated record.